UUGGGUUUUUUACAAAGAGUUCCAAAUAUCAUCAACAUCAGGUUUCUGUGUCAUCGUCUACGAUGUUGCUGUCUGCGAUGUCGUUUGCAAUGCUGGCAUAUCUCCUUUGAGAAAGAACACAUAGAAUGCAAGCAAAAACAUCAAGCCGUACCAAUAUUUACAUUACUUCAACGAUAAAUGCCUUCAAUAAGACUAUAGUCAGCUUCAGUAGAUUGGCAGUUGAAGUUGUAUUUUGAAACUGUUUGGACGUGUGACGAGAAGAAUGAAGCUGCUUUUGAUUGUUGCAUUUAUCUACGUUUACUUUGAAUAUGUUAGUUUAGAGCAUAAACAAGAAGAAAUGAAGUUAGACGAACAAAUACAAAAUCUACAAACGGACGUGAAAUGUAUACGACAAUAUUUAAAAGAGAUGUAUUUAAAGUCACUUCCUGAAAACGGUAGAUCGAUCAAAGAGAUAUAUUUAUCGUCUAAAGCAAAGGAUACACUGAACGCAAAACGAUACAUUUCUUAUGAGGAUUUCGUACUUGCGAGAGCAUUUAAAAGAAAUAUGUCCACAGGAGAUAUCAUGGGUCUUAGUUCACAAGUAGUAGAAGAUUACGUGUACAUUUUCAAAUUAUUUGAUGACAACGCAACCAGACGGAUUACUUCUUUCCUAUUUUCGAAAUUGCGCAGUUGGAAUACUAGAAAUAUUGUAUUGAAUGUGACGUACGUGGAACAAAAAAUGAAUGAAACUCAAAUUGAACGAGGCCAAUUGCCGUACAGUUUCGAUCGUGAUGAAUAUAAUGAAUGUCUUGAGUUAUUUGCAGAGGAUCUAUCCAAGAAAGUGGCAUCGGACACUAUUUCUCGAGUGAUGACUCUACAACGUAUAUUGUAUGGAAAUCGAACGGAAAUUGAAAAUGCUUUGUCUUAUCUGUAUGGCUCUGCUUCAGCCAUAGACUCUACAACCAAUGCAACCAGCUAGCUAAAUCAUUACCAAUGACGAUUUUCAUGUUGGACAAUUUCAUUAAAAGUUUACAUAAUGCAGUUUUCAACUUUUACAGCUAAUUUAUUCGGUCUUUCUAUCAUUCUUUGUUAUUUAUUGGUAUUCUUUUAAUAAUUGUUCCACAUUGGCAUCAAUAUGACAAAGUUGAAUUUAUUUCGUUGAUGGUUUCUUCACACCUCCCGAUGUCAAUGUUUUAAAAUAAUUGUCAUUUGAAUACUCGUCGAUCCAAAUGGGAUAAAAUAAAAGAUUGUCUGUUCCCGUGGUUUCAAUAAAGUUGGAAUGGAUCAAAAAAUCGUCAA
Molecule: messenger RNA, 1278 nt
Organism: Contarinia nasturtii (swede midge)
Lineage: Eukaryota; Metazoa; Arthropoda; Insecta; Diptera; Cecidomyiidae
Exons: 5
Coding region: 263-958 (231 amino acids)
Source: RefSeq, a predicted model, not a curated record